AUGUAUUCAAUUGCUAAAGAAAUUAUUGUAGAUCCUUACAAAAGAUUAAAGUGGGGAUUUAUUCCCGUGAAGAGACAGGUGGACGAUUUACCAGAUGAUCGAGAUUCCACAGAGGGUUUAGAUAUCUCUUCUAACACUAUUCAGAGUAAUGAAACAUCUAAAAAUAUUAUUACGACUACAAGUGAGAAGGAUCAGCUACACUUUGAGACAACCAACUAUAGUGAAAAGAAAGGCAGUAGAAGUGAUACUGGAGGUUAUGAAUACAGGGAUGAAGUUGAUAGGCCAUGGUGGAAAUUUUUCGAUGAACAGGAGUAUCGUAUCAAUAAAAAGGAAAGAUCACACAAUAAAUGGUAUAGUUGGUUCAAAGAAGGUACAUCUUAUAAUGAAAAAAAACUAUUAAUCAAACUAGACGUUUUGUUAGCCUUUUACUCUUGCAUUGCUUAUUGGAUCAAAUAUUUGGAUACUGUUAAUAUUAACAAUGCCUACGUUUCAGGCAUGAAAGAGGACUUAGGCUUUCGAGGCAACGAUUUAGUUCAUACACAGGUGAUGUAUACAGUUGGUAACAUCAUUUUCCAACUACCUUUUUUAGUAUACCUAAACAAACUUCCAUUGAAUUAUAUUUUACCAUGCUUAGACUUGUGUUGGUCACUAUUAACAGUUGGUGCAGCAUAUGUCAAUUCUGUACCACACUUGAAGGCAAUUAGAUUUUUUAUUGGUGCUUUUGAGGCACCAAGUUAUUUGGCAUAUCAAUACUUGUUCGGCUCAUUUUACAAACAUGAUGAAAUGGUGCGCCGUUCUGCUUUCUAUUAUUUAGGUCAAUAUAUCGGUAUCUUAUCUGCUGGAGGAAUCCAAUCAGCAGUGUACUCGUCACUAAAUGGCGUAAAUGGAUUGGAAGGGUGGAGGUGGAAUUUUAUUAUCGACGCUAUUGUGUCCGUUGUAGUAGGUCUUAUCGGCUUCUACGCCCUACCAGGUGAUCCAUACAACUGCUAUUCAAUUUUCUUAACUGAUGAUGAAAUCAGAUUGGCUAGAAAACGAUUAAAAGAAAACCAGACAGGUAAAAGUGAUUUUGAAACAAAAUUAUUCGAUUUCAAACUGUGGAAAACCAUUUUUAGUGAUUGGAAAAUCUAUAUUCUAUCUUUAUGGAGUAUAUUUUGUUGGAAUGACAGCAAUGUUUCAUCUGGUGCAUACUUACUUUGGUUGAAAUCUUUGAAACGAUAUUCUAUUCCUAAGGUAAAUCAGUUAUCUAUGAUUACUCCAGGCUUAGGUAUGGUUUAUUUGAUGCUUACCGGUAUUAUUGCAGAUAAACUCCACUCUCGUUGGUUUGCGAUUAUCUUUACCCAGGUUUUCAAUAUCAUUGGUAACUCCAUAUUAGCUGCUUGGGAUGUCACCGAGGGAGCUAAAUGGUUUGCAUUUAUGCUGCAAUGUUUUGGCUGGGCUAUGGCCCCUGUGUUAUACUCAUGGCAAAACGAUAUUUGUCGCAAAGAUGCUCAAACUAGAGCAAUUACUUUAGUUACAAUGAAUAUUAUGGCUCAAACAUCUACUGCGUGGAUAAGUGUUUUGGUAUGGAAAACAGAGGAGUCUCCUAGAUAUCUCAAAGGAUUUACCUUCACUGCAUGUUCUGCUUUCUGUCUUUCAAUUUGGACUAUUGUUGUUCUUUACUUUUACAAACGUGACGAAAGGAAUAAUGCUAAAGAGAACGGUAUCAUACUCUACAACUCUAAAUACGGUGAACAAAAGCCAACAUCAAGAGAAGUCGAAAGUGUAUCCAUAUCCGACGAAAAAUAA
Molecule: messenger RNA, 1785 nt
Organism: Saccharomyces mikatae IFO 1815
Lineage: Eukaryota; Fungi; Ascomycota; Saccharomycetes; Saccharomycetales; Saccharomycetaceae
Gene: SEO1
Product: putative permease SEO1
Exons: 1
Coding region: 1-1785 (594 amino acids)
Biological process (GO): transmembrane transport
Cellular component (GO): membrane
Molecular function (GO): transmembrane transporter activity
Source: RefSeq, a predicted model, not a curated record